GAGACGCACACCUCCCUUUUACCACUUGGCUGAUGGGGCACGGAGGGGAGACGCACACCUGUGACCCGCUCAGAGCCCAACUGUUCUGAGUCGCUCCGCAGCUCGCCGGCCGCCCCGGGAGAAGACAGCGGCUCAGCGGCGUCCUAGCGGCCUGGACAUGGAAAGUGUGGACUGGCUGGGGUUCCUCCUCGUCACGCUGGACUGCAACGUGACCAUGCUGGGGAAGGUCUGGCUCCUGCUCACCGUGCUGCUGAGGCUGGCGGUGCUUGCCCUGGCCGCGCUCCCCGUCUACCAGGACGAGCAGGAGCGGUUCGUCUGCAACACCCUACAGCCGGGUUGUGCCAACGUCUGCUACGACGCCUUCUCGCCCGUGUCCCCUGUGCGCUUCUGGGUGCUGCACAGCGCCGCCGUGCUCCUGCCCUACGCCGCCUUCACUGUCCACGUGCUGCACAGGGCGGCCCGGCUGGCUGCCCACCGGCUCCGCGGGGAGCGCCGCCCGCUGCGCCUGCCCGACUUCUCCUGGAGCUACAUCGUGCACCUGUGUCUCCGGACCCUGCUGGAGGUGGCCUUGGGGGCCUCCCACUACCUCCUCUUUGGGUUCCUGGUCCCGGCAAGGUUCUCCUGCAGCCAUGCCCCCUGCCCCGGCGUGGUGGACUGCUACGUGUCCCGGCCCACGGAGAAGUCCCUGGUGACACUGUUCAUGUGGGCGGUCGGUGCAUUGUCCCUCAUCCUUGGGGUCCUUGACUUGAUCCUUAGCCUGCGGGCCCGGACCAGGCCAGCAGCCAAGGGCUCCUCCAUCAUGGAGCAGCGUGGCCAUGUGGGGAGCCCAGAGGAUGUAGAUGGUGGGUGGCAGGGAGAGGGGGUGCCCACGCGCCCUGUCCCGUGGCCCCGAGGCGAGGGUGCCGCCAGCCCCAGUGGCACAUUCCGUGGGUCCGGGCGCUUGGAGCUUCCGGAUGAAGACGGGAGUGAGGGGAUGGCCUCAGUCAGUGACCAGCUGGCCAGGGCAUGCAGAGAGCCAGUGGGCAGCCCCUUCAGGGAGGCCCCCAUAGACCCCAGUGGCUCAGGCCCCACUGGGGUGGUGGAGCAGCCCUCCCCGGGGCCUCGGGGCCGCCUGGCUGCACACCGCUCCUGCAGUCAGCUCCAGCCAUCAACCCGGCCAGCCAGCUCAAGCAGUGCUCCCCACCUGAGAGCCAAAAGGUCCGAGUGGGUGUGAAGGGGCCACUGCCCCAGGCAGGGGCGCCCCCCAGCAGGUGCACAGCGGCCCAUCACUGAGCCACGCUCCAAGAGGGCAGCAUCGGCAGGAAGCCAGCCAGCCAGCCUGGGACAGGCGACCCCGAGAGACCCGGCUCAGACUUGUCGGCAGGAAGCCAGCCAGCCUGGGACAGGCGACCCUGAGAGACCCGGCUCAGACUUGUUUGGACAGCCCUGUUCCUAAAGGCACCAGCAUGAGACACCCACGCCGAGCCACAGCCGUGAGUGGGACCGUGUGUAGCCUCACUCCUCACAGCCCUGUGCUCUCCGUGGUUCCUGGUGGGUGGGUGGGUGGUUUUGAGAUGAGUGUUUGUCUUUCAGAGGCACCUGUGAUGCAUGGGUGACAUUAAUAACUUCUCCAGUGCUCCUAAUAAAGCAAAGGCCGACGGCAUCGUGACCCCA
Molecule: messenger RNA, 1653 nt
Organism: Oryctolagus cuniculus (rabbit)
Lineage: Eukaryota; Metazoa; Chordata; Mammalia; Lagomorpha; Leporidae
Source: RefSeq, a predicted model, not a curated record